AUGAUGGUGGAAUCCCUUCCAAAACUUGAUUUUACCGAGGCACUGAAAGAUUCUCCAAGACAAGCAAUUUUGACACAUGAACAGUACUUCGCCAAGUUAGAUUCAAAGCUUACGGAGGUGUUGCAAUUACUUAAUGCUUUGGCAGAACAUGGCAAAAGUUAUGUAAAUGAUUUUUAUACUUUAUCAAUUGUGAUCGGUCAGUUAUGUUACGAAUUAUUACCACAAGAUCCAUCGCUUCUGUUGGCACUCAAAUCAUUGUCGGAUGUUUUCGCGCAAAUUGCACAUAUCUACAAGUCAUUUGUUGAACAAUCUCAUUUGACUAUUUCUGAUAGUCUCAUUUCUUUCCUCAAAAAUGAACGAUCGAAAGUAACAGAAACUCGUUGUCAUUUUGAAAGUUUAUCAAAUUCGCUAGAUGAAGCUCUUGCAAAGCGUGCCGCGGUACAUCGUGCACGAUCAACAGAUAUUGCAGAUGCGCGAAAUGCUCUUACUGCUGUUGGUACAUGUUUUGCACAUACUGCACUCGAUUAUGUAGCUCAGAUAAAUAUCGCUCAUGCACACAAAGAUCACACUAUUUUAGAUGCCUUAUGGUCUUUUGUGAAAGAAUGCAGCACAUUUUUUGUACGUGGACACAUGUUUUUUGAUGAAUGGACAGCAGUUGAAAGUGGUGCAAUAGCUGAUACUUCAUCAUUGCUAGCAAAUAAAAGUAAAUAUGUGGAAAGAAAGAUGCAAGAUCGUCAUGCUUUAGUGCCUAAGGAAGUAUUUUUGCAUCCGACAGGUAUUUCUCCAGAAGACGAUGUUGUGAUGGAAGGUUAUCUUUUCAAACGAGCUACCAAUGCUUUCAAGACAUGGCAUCGACGUUGGUUUCAAAUUAAGGACAAUAAAUUGAUAUAUUCUCAUCGAUCCGAUGCAAUAGAGACGCCAACAAUUAUGGAGUCGGAUUUGAAGUUGUGUCUUGUCAGACCAGCGCCUACAACAUUUGAAAGAACAUGUUGUUUUGAACUGGUCACACCAACAAAGAAUCAUUUGUUACAAGCCGAUUCGGAUACGUUAUGUAGUGCAUGGAUGCGAGCUCUUCAACGAACAAUUCAUUAUUUACAUGAAAAUGAUGAUACGGUGUUCCGGCAAACAGCUGUAAAGCAAAUUAACGAUGGAACUCCAGAAUCUGUUUUAACACUACAUCAUGAAUCAUUAUUAGCUGAAUUAAGACGAAUUCCAGGCAAUGACGUUUGCGCUGACUGUUGUGUCGAAUCUCCAAAGUGGGCUAGUAUCAAUCUCGGUGUUUUAUUAUGCAUUGAAUGCUGUGGUAUACAUCGAAGUUUUGGUGUACAAGUUUCGAAAGUUCGUUCUCUAAUAAUGGAUACAUUAGAACCGGAGCAGAAAAAGGUAUUGUUAGCAUUGGGAAAUCGCGCAGUAAACUCAAUAUAUCUUGCUCAUAUUCCCAUCGUGAAAAUAAUACCACCACGUCCUGUUGCUACCUCUGCAAGACCAGUGCGAGAAGCAUGGAUCAGAGCUAAAUAUAUUGAAAGACGAUUUGUGAGAAAAUGCAGUGAAAGAGUAAGGAAAUCUGCCAUCAAACGUGCAAAAGGUUUCCACCAUAGAACAUCUGGGAUUUCAGCACAGCGAUCGUUUUCUUCAAUCAGUCGUUGUUUAUCUGAACCAUCACCAUAUUUUGGUAAUGAACAAGAACAGUUAACUGGAUAUUUUUCUGACACUGGAUGGAAACCCAUUGAAAUCCCAACUAAAGAUAUUUUCGAAAGUGAAACAUUUAGUACUUUUGUUCCAGAAGGCAGGACAAAGAUCUCUGUAUGUGGAUCUGAUUCAAAUUUAGAUAUAACACAUGAUAAAUUAAGUGACACUGACCACAGUAAUCGAGCUAUGUUUGCUGCAGCAACAGGCGAUACUUUAGAAUUGUGUCGACUUGUUGCGGAAGGAUUUGAUGUGAAUACUUCUAUAAAUGAUACAACAGCACUUCAUAUCGCCAUAGAAUAUGGUCAAAGUAUAGCGGUGGAAUUUCUCCUAUUAAAUGGUGCAAAAGUGAAUGCAUUGGAUUCAUCUCUUAACACUGCACUUCAUAUCGCGGCAUCGAAAGCAUGCACACUAAUCGUUUGUCAGUUAAUGAAACGUGGAGCUGAUCAGCGUCUGAGGAAUCGAUUAAAUGAAACACCUUUGGAUUUAGCUAUUGAAGGCAAACAUGCUGAUAUUGUGACACUAUUACGAGUACAAGAAAUGCGCGAUGAAUUUUGCGAUGAAUUCAAUAAUCCAAUGGAUGAAACUGUAGAUGAUGUGAUGCAGGAUAUCAGCCGAAAAGUCGACCCCUCGCUUCGAUAA
Messenger RNA from Acanthocheilonema viteae, 2328 nucleotides. NCBI's taxonomy places the organism in Eukaryota, Metazoa, Nematoda, Chromadorea, Rhabditida, Onchocercidae. The record is from the annotation of a GenBank genome assembly.